This is a messenger RNA of Entelurus aequoreus (snake pipefish), 2682 nucleotides long. It is a transcript of the gene slc22a2, whose product is annotated as solute carrier family 22 member 2. Gene Ontology annotation, biological process: transmembrane transport. The record is from RefSeq and is a predicted model, not a curated record. The coding region runs from base 36 to 1877 and encodes 613 amino acids. The transcript is spliced from 12 exons. Gene Ontology annotation, cellular component: membrane. NCBI's taxonomy places the organism in Eukaryota, Metazoa, Chordata, Actinopteri, Syngnathiformes, Syngnathidae.
UUGGCCCUGAGAACCUUCAUAUUGGUGGACUUCAGAUGAACACUCAGUGCAUGUGUCUGUGCUCUGUGUUUAUGUUAAUGAGGCGAGUAUGGCGUAGCGCUCCGCUGCACAGCCCGCUGACCUUUGGUCUAACCCGUCCUGUUAAAAAUGAAGAGGACCGGGCCAGCUGCCACUUUGUGCUCAUCACCGCCGCUGCCAUGACCUCGUUUGACGACAUCUUGGAGGAAGCCGGGAAGUUCGGCCGCAGCCAGAGGCGCAUUUUCGCCCUGCUGUGCUUCGUGUCCAUGCCCUGGGCCGGCGUGUACGUGGGCAUCGUCUUCCAGGGUUUCACCCCAGACCAUUGGUGCCGUGACGACGCCGUCCAGCAAUGGAGGCAAACGUGCGGUCGGAGCUUGGCCGAUGGCCGAAGUGUGAUUGCGCCGCUGGUCAACGUGUCCGGCGUGCUGCAGCACAGCAGCUGCGAGCAGUACGACGUGGACUGGAACGCCACGCUCACCUGCGACGCUCAAAAGAUGGACCUGGGCAGCACACCCACAACGCCCUGCAAGAGCGGCUGGGAGUACGACUAUGAGGGGAGGCGGUCCUUCGUCACGGAGUUUGGCCUGGUGUGCUCUGACGCUUGGUUGGUGGACAUGUUCCAGGCCAUGCUCAACAUCGGCUUCCUGCUGGGCAGCAUAACCAUCGGUUACCUGGCCGACAGGUUUGGCAGGAGGUUAAGCUUCCUGAUGUCCAACGUGUUCAACGGGAUCGCGGGGAUCCUGGUGGCUGUGGCGCCCAACUACGUGUCCAUGUUGAUCUUCAGGAUGCUGUACGGCUUUGGCGUGAAGGGAGGCUGGAUGGCGGGAUACGUGCUGAUCACAGAGAUCGUGGGUGUGGAGUACAGGCGCACAGUGGGCGUGGUUUACCAGAUGUUCUUCAGUGUAGGUCUCCUGGUGCUCCCCCUGCUGGCCUACUUCAUCACUGACUGGCGAUGGCUGCAGGUCGUCAUCACUGUGCCCUACAUCCUGUUCAUCAGCUACUACUGGUUCAUUCCGGAGUCUCCAAGAUGGCUGCUGUCCCAGAACAGGAGGUCCCAAGCUGUGGCAAUCACUGAGGCCAUGGCCAAGGAGAACAAGAGGACUUUGUCCAAGAACAUUGAGACUUUAACUGAUGAAAACGCUGAUCCUUCUGCCACCGCCUCCUUCAUGGACUUGAUCAGAACGCCCAAAAUGAGGAAGCACACCUUCAUCCUCAGCUUUAACUGGUUUACCAGUGCAGUGGUCUACCAGGGUCUGAUUAUGCGACUGGGCAUUAUGGGAGGAAAUGUCUACAUCAGCUUCCUCAUCUCCGCUCUCAUGGAGUUUCCCGCCGCUUUGCUCAUCCUCUUCACCAUCGAGCGUGUUGGCCGCCGCUUGCCCUUUGCCGCCGCCAACGUAGUGGCCGGAGCCGCUUGCUUAAUCACUGCUUUCCUUCCAGACAGUGUGCCCUGGUUGAAGACGGCAGUGGCUUGCGUGGGCCGACUGGGCAUCACCAUGACGUUUGAGAUGGUCGUCUUUGUCAACACGGAACUCUACCCGACGUUCGUCAGGAACCUGGGUGUGUCCGUGUGCUCCACACUGUGCGACAUCGGCGGCAUCGCUGCUCCUUUCCUCCUCUACCGGCUGGCCACCAUCUGGCUGGAACUACCCCUCAUAAUUUUUGGCAUUCUGGCUUUUCUGGCCGGCGCGUUGGUCUUGCUGCUCCCGGAAACACGAGGUGUCCCGCUGCCCGACACCAUCAAUGACAUUGAGUUCCCUGACAAGGUGAAGCUAAAAGCCAUGCAGAAGAACCAGCAGUUGACCACGCUCCUUCCCCCCGACGCCAACAUUUCAAGUAACCAAAACCCAGCAAGCGUUUGAAAUCCUCCAAGUAUUUAUUCACGUUCUGUCACUUCCAUCCAUGCUUUUGAUGGCCUCCACACUAAGUCUAAUUGAUUAAAAUCUUGUUUUUAUUGCAAUUAGUGACCACCAAUAGUUGAAUAAAGAGUGUUCUAUUUGGGCUUGUGGACAGUCAUGAUUGAACAAAUAACUCCGCUUACUUUCAAGGCAAAUUCAACUAGGUCCUCCCUUUAACAUCAGUUUAAUUGGCUCUGAUGGUUCGCUCAAUCCAGUCCACAAACUUUGACACUCGAGCAUAGACGCCAGGCUUCAUUGCAUUGGCACAGCCCAAACCCCAGGACGUGACGCCCUGCAAGAUAAACUUGUUGUUGGAUUUACACACCAGAGGACCACCGCUGUCACCCUGCAGGGACACAAUAGGACAGGAUGAGUACUAUCGACUGUUACUACCCAUCAAGUACAUUGAGAGGGGUAUGAGACCUGGCAGCUGUCUGUGCCUCCAGCAAUGUUUCCGGCACACAUCUCGUGGUCUUUCACUCUGCCGUUAAGGUACGACGGACGAUUGCAGACUUUGUUCUCGAUGACAGGGAAGCCCGUCUCCUUGAGAAUGCCUUCUCCUCCCGUACCUGAGACACAGGACAACAGUCACUACUCCCUACCCUCACUGCUAAAAGGGUCGCGGGGGUGCUGGAGCCUGUCUCAGCUGCAUUCGGGCGGAAGGCGGUGUACACCCUGGACAAGUCACCACCUCAUCGCAGGGCCAACACAGAUAGACAGACAACAUUCACACACACAUUCACACACUAGUGAACUUUUAAUGCUUACU